This is a messenger RNA of Prorocentrum cordatum, 1236 nucleotides long. The record is from the annotation of a GenBank genome assembly. Lineage: Eukaryota; Dinophyceae; Prorocentrales; Prorocentraceae.
CUCCUCGAGACGGACCACGCGUCGAUGCAGCAGGGUCACUUCAAGGAGUGGGUGCGCCAAGUGAAGCACCACGUCGACCAUAGUUUGCUCAGCUUCCUGGGGCAGCGCAAGCGCGAGGUGUCCUUCGCGGUGCCCGCCAAGUGUUCUUUGAUUCCGCCGUUGGCCAUCACUGAUGCUGCCUCUGGCGCAGACCUCAGUUCGUUUCGCGAGGUCAUGGACUACGACAACCUGGUUGCGAGCUUCUCCCGCACCAAGGAGUACGAGGCAGCGGGGGCGGUGUGGAUGUUGGACCCGAUGUGCUCGGACAUCGACGACGUCACCGUCAGCCAGCUCGAGGGUGCCAUGGGCAUGCGGUCGGAGGAGGCGUACUCCCUCUCCUCCAAACACGCGCCCUCGCGGCACCUCUCCUUCGACGCGCCUAUCCCCGCCUUGGUGGUCGACGCCAAGGUCGCCCAGCGGCUUGAGCCUAACAAGCCUGGAGUUUGCUUGACAGAGGCGCUGGCCGCGCUCGCGGGGCGCGCGGCGGUCAUCACGCGGCAUGCUGCUAUGAGCGAGGUGCUCCAGCAGUCCAACGAAGACCGCGUGUGGCAUCUGUUCAAUGCCGCGUUGUCCGUGCCCAUCAGAAAAACGCGCCGCUUGACCAACGCGGAGAACUGUUUCGCCAAACAGGAACCAGUGUCGAAGCUUGAGGCCGCGCUGAAGGCCUACGGCCUCCAGUUCAAAGGAAAAGCGCGCACCGCUGCAACCGCCGCGGCGCUGAAAGGUCUGAGCCCUUUCGUCCUCGACGGAGCCUGCAGUUCGGCUUUCGCGCUGGCCGAAGUGCAUUUUCCAGAGCUUCGCGACCCUGCGCUUCUCGUGAGGAUCGGCUUCGCCUGCUCCACGAGGGCCGGUUCUGACGCCAAGGCCAAGAAAUUGCUCGUUUUCAUCAUGAGCAGUUUCCGUGUGGCCCGCUUGGCGGGCGACGUCCCGAAGGACGAGAAACUGGUCGCGAGCCGGGUCGUCGGGCGCGAUAGGAAGACGCCAGGGAUGCCCCGCGCGCCCCCCAAGAAAAACGAGCUCGUCGAGUACAUCUUCCACGAGGCGUUUCUCGUGAACAAGGAAGUGGGGAACGACGUGGCGGCAUUUAAGACGCCUCUCCACAUCCUCCAGAAGUUCGCUGCCUCUGGCGCGGAUGGACUCGUGGCUUCGCGCCGCGCGUCCGACUCAGGCGGCGGCGCCGACGGGAUGGAGACGUAG